CUUACUGCAGACCAACCACCAGCUGUCUGAAGAAAGCGUUGUGGGAAUUCCCAGUUCAAACCAUUGUGAGCAAGACUCCUUUUCUUUGCUUUAGCAGCCAUGCAGGACUGUACACGGCUGAUUGGAUGACCAGCAUGUUUCUGGCAGCCGAGGCAUCCUGGCCUGUGCUCUGGUUGUGGUCUCCAGCUCUCUUCUGCCUCCUCUUCUGUGCCCCUUCCGGUUGUUGCACCUCCUGCCCUGAGCAGUGUCAGUGUACCAACUACUCGGGAGCGACAGCUGUUCUGUGUAGUUCCAGCAACCUGGACGAGAUUCCCAAGGAUAUUCCCAAAGACACCAUGUUCUUGAAGCUGGAUGCGAAUAAAAUCACUGCUGUCCCCAACAGCACCUUCAGGCACCUUGCCCACUUGCAAGAGAUAGACCUCUCCAAAAAUGCCAUUGAGCAGAUCGACUCGGCAGCAUUCAAAGGGGUGGCUGAUGGCCUGAGAUUGCUUGAUCUCUCUGGCAACCAUAUUCAGAGGAUCCCAAAGGAAGCCCUGGUGAACUUGAAUGCCAUGAUCCGUCUAUCCAACAACCCCUGGCAUUGUGAAUGUACUUUGCAGGAAGUCUUGGGGGAAGUGAAACUAGACCCUGACUCGGUCAAUGAGAUCACCUGCCAAACGUCAGUGCAGGAGGAAUAUGCUGGCAAACCUCUGCUCCAUAUCCUUGAUUCCGGCAUCAACUUUUGCAACAUGCACCAGAAAACUACCGAUGUUGCCAUGUUUGUUACCAUGUUCAGCUGGUUUACCUUGGUCAUUAGCUAUGUGGUGUACUACGUUCGACACAACCAAGAGGACACAAAGAAGCACCUGGAAUACCUGAAAUCACUGCCUAGCACAAGGGUUCCUAAAGAGUCCAUCAGCACUAUCCUGUAGCCAGCCACUCAGCUGGAAAUCCAGUUUUCUAAAGGAGGGAAUGUUGGGUGGGAUCUGGAUCUUUUAUUUCUUAUUAGUUCUGCAAGGACUUUU
Messenger RNA from Elgaria multicarinata webbii, 1004 nucleotides. It is a transcript of the gene LRRC3, whose product is annotated as leucine rich repeat containing 3. The coding region runs from base 126 to 911 and encodes 261 amino acids. Lineage: Eukaryota; Metazoa; Chordata; Lepidosauria; Squamata; Anguidae. The record is from RefSeq and is a predicted model, not a curated record. Gene Ontology annotation, molecular function: protein binding. The transcript has a single exon.